This is a messenger RNA of Equus caballus (horse), 1431 nucleotides long. RefSeq names its product solute carrier family 7 member 13 (gene SLC7A13). NCBI's taxonomy places the organism in Eukaryota, Metazoa, Chordata, Mammalia, Perissodactyla, Equidae. Gene Ontology annotation, biological process: amino acid transmembrane transport. The record is from RefSeq and is a predicted model, not a curated record. Gene Ontology annotation, molecular function: L-amino acid transmembrane transporter activity. Gene Ontology annotation, cellular component: membrane.
AUGGAUAAAGGGAAGACGAUCCAGCUCAAAAGGUUUGGAUCUUUCUGGGUCACACGUUUUGUCACAGGUAACGUAAUUGGCGCUGGAAUUUUGGUGGCCCCCAAAGGAGUGUUGAAGUACUCUUCCAUGAACGUGGGGCUCUCCCUGUGCAUCUGGGCUGCCCGUGUCCUGUCGGCCGUGAUGACUUCCCUCUGCUCAGCGGAGAUAGGUACAACCUUCCCAUGCAGUGGAGCUAACGUCGACUUUCUCAAGAGAUGUUUUGGCAACCCCGUUUUUCUGAGACUCUGGACGAGCUUGUUUCUGCAGCGAGGACCAGUCGCCAGCCAAGCCCUGCUUCUCGCCGAGAUCAGCAUCCAACCUCUUUAUUCCAGCUGCUCUGCUCCAAAUCUGCCAAAGAAAUGUCUGGCGCUGGCCAUAUUGUGGGUUGUGGGAAUUCUGAAUUCUCGCGGUGGAAAAGAGAUAACUUGGCUUCAGACAGCCAGCACCGCGCUGAAAGUGGCCGUACUUGGCCUCAUUUCCCUAAGUGGAGGGGUGUUGCUAGUGAGAGGAAGGAAGGAGAAUGUAGGAGGGUUUCAGAACGCUUUUGCUGCUGAGUUCCCAGAAGCCACCCAGUAUAUAGAAGCUGUCUUCCAAGGAUAUUUUGCAUAUUCAGGUGGGGGAUGCAUUAUAUUUAUAGCAGGUGACGAAACCCAGACAGACAAUUCCAAGUGCAUCCUUACUGCGUUACCUUUGGUGACUGUCCUUUAUUUACUGGUUAACAGUUCCUACCUGACUCUUCUGACACCCAGGGAAAUCCUCUCUUCCGAUGCCGUGGUUGUCAUGUGGUCUGACAGAGUCAUCCCCUCAUUAACACGGGUUAUCCCUUUUGCUAUUUCUGCCUCUUCAUUCAGCAACCUUCUGGCGAACAUAUUUGAAUCAUCAAGAACGACAUAUAUUGCAGGCCAAGAGGGCCAGCUGCCUUUGUUGUUUAAUAUGCUUAAUAUUCCCUUUUCUCCAUUUAUGUCUGUGCUACUACUUGUCACUGUGGCAUCUGUUGGGGUUGUCUCCACAAACCUAAUUGAUUUGAUAAAGUAUCUUUAUUUUGCAAGUUCUAUUUGGUCUUUACUGUCAAUGAUAGGAAUACUAAAACCAAGAUACCAAAAGCCCAAUCUACCUAGACCUUAUAAGGUGUUUUUGCCAUCUCCAUUGGCCACAAUGGCCACCAACCUGUGUACGGUUUUGAUACCUUUGGUGAAGUCUCCACGUAUACAUUAUGUCUAUACGUGUCUCUUUAUUCUCAGUGGACUGCUGUUUUAUAUACCUUUAGUAUAUUUUAAAUUGAAGUUGGUUUGGUUUGAGAAGAUGGCGUGCUACUUACAAUUGCUGUCUAAUAUUUGCAUCCCUAAUGUGUCUGUUGAACAGAUGUCAGAAGUAGAAACUGCUAAAAAAUAG